AUGUUAUUUGUAUUUUAUGUUCUUCCGGAAUGUAUUUUCCUUGAAAUAGAAACCGGAAAACACAAAUUAUUUGUUUUAUGUGUUUUCCGGAAAAGUAUAUUCUCUAGGUGUGUUUUAUACAGUAUUUUCAUAUUAUUCCGGAAAACACCUUUAUAUUUAUCAUUUUUCUUUCAGUCAGAGAAGAAAGUAAAGAAGGUUAAAAAGAAGUCUAGAACCGGAUCAGAAGCCAGCUCUUUUGACCAGAAGACAAUUCAAGAAUUUAAAGAAGCUUUUGCAAUAAUGGAUCAAGACAAAGACGGAGUUAUAAGUAAAGGGGAUUUAAAAGAUUUGUAUGCAACUUUGGGAAGUAUUGCAAGUGAGUCACAAAUUGAUGCAAUGUUGAAAGAAGCUCCGGGGCCAAUUAACUUUACGGUGUUUUUGACUUUGUUUGGUGAAAGACUGACUGGAACUGAUCCAGAAGCAACGAUUGUUGGAGCUUUUCAAAUGUGGGAUAAGUCUGACUCUGGUUUCAUCACGGAAGAAGCUUUAAUGAAAAUCUUGAAGAAUAAAAGGGGCGAGCCUCUCAGUGAGGAUGAAGUUCAGUCAAUGUACAAGGGCAACCCUCCGAUUAGCGGAGGCAAGUAAAUGUGACUAUAAAGCAUUCGCACACCAAAUAUGUACUGGCGCUGCUGAGGAACUUACAAAAAUGA
Meloidogyne enterolobii is the source of this 689-nucleotide messenger RNA. Lineage: Eukaryota; Metazoa; Nematoda; Chromadorea; Rhabditida; Meloidogynidae. The record is from the annotation of a GenBank genome assembly.